Linum tenue is the source of this 2825-nucleotide messenger RNA. Lineage: Eukaryota; Viridiplantae; Streptophyta; Magnoliopsida; Malpighiales; Linaceae. The record is from the annotation of a GenBank genome assembly.
CUCCAGAAAAAGAGAGUGUGAAAUUGCAAAUCUCAUCAAUCGCAGACAAAGACCUGCUGAGGGAGCUUCCAAGCUUCGAGCUUUCUGAAGCACAUGUCGUCCAGAGCAUCGCUCCGGCACCACUUGCACUUUGGGUUCUGGGAGCACUGAGAUCUGGAUGCCAUGCCGCUGCACUUUGGGAUCUGGCGGCUGGAGUUGCUUCUCUGGACGCCGGAUAAUCGCCGGACUGACGGCGGCGUGGGCGACGCGGACGAGGGUGGCAGUACAAGUAGAAAGACGAACAGCAAGAUCACGAAGGAGACGGCGCCAGAAUCGAUUGGCCGCAUCUUUUCCUAGAUUAAAAAUUUACCAAAUUCUUGACUUGGGUAGGACUUGAAAGUUGAAAUCCAGAGGCUUUCCGAUUUCCCCCGAGCUAAAAUACUCGUUUCAAUGGACUCGUGUCCUUCUGUAAUCCAUGGAAAUUUUCACGGUAGCUGCCCUGGCGCUGCCGGAUUGAUGCUACUGCGCCUUUUUGAGUAAGCCGAAAGGGACAUUCUCCUUUUCUUCCGUCCUUUUCUCUCGAGAAAGAUAAGAGAAAGGAAGCGACGCCGUUUCAAUGGAGGCGGAGAGAAAAAGAGAGAGGAGAGAGAGAAGCGUAGACGUAAGCAAGACGUAAGUCAGGAGGAUGGAAUAGAACACGGCAAAGCCAAAGGCCCAUUACUUGGCCAAACUCGAUUCAAUAAGCAAUCCAUCAUCUCAAAAAAUUUGCCGAUUGGGACAACGGUGGCGAGAAAUAUUUGCAAAUUUUCUUCUCUCCGAUACCAAAUGGGUGUAUGAGGAAUUGAAGACCUGUAAUUCAGAUUUCAUCCAUAGAUGGAGGGUGGCGGCGGGAGCUGGGGUUCGUAUCCUCGAUUUCAAGGAAUCGAGGGUUUGGAGUCUACUGAGGUUUCUGCUUUUUCCCGCCGUGAUCAACCUACCCCAUCCUCGGAGUUUAAUUCCAGUCCGGACAAUGGACGACUUGAAAAUCUGAAGCAUCAUGAUGUAAACGGUACUGGAGCUGGACAAAGUAGCCUAGGGAAGACUGAAUUGGAAGACGCCGAUAUUGGACUAAGGAAUGACGAGAGAACUGAAUCAAAUGCUGGGCUUCAGAAGCAAGGGAAAUACUUCUAUUAUGACUUACCUCACUAUGAGGAAACUGGGCCAUGGAUACCAGUUUCUGUUCCACCUAGGUUAGAAGGAGAACAGGAAGAAUUAGAUAGAGAUUUCUGCCCAAAUGGUGGAUAUUUGCCUGAAAGUGACUUGGGAUGGAGUCAAUUCAUGGGAGGGGAAAAGGAGCUGACCAUGUGGGAUGUAGUACACGAGCUGUUACUUGCUGCUCGUGGUAAAGUGACUGCUAUUGCUUCGGGCGAUCUUCAGAAAUGUAGCAUUUCCUGGAUAUCAAACAAUCUUCUAGAACAAGCUUGGCAAGAGAUGGCUCAAACUCUUACGGAGGCUAAUUUUGGUAACCUGAGGGAAAUUCUUGAAGCCGAGCCACCACGGUGGUUGGCUGACAGCACUGCCUCUUCCUGUAUGCUCUGUGGUGUGAGGUUUCAUCCAAUCAUGUGCUCGAGACACCAUUGCAGGUUCUGUGGAGGAAUAUUCUGUGGUCAGUGCUCAAAAGGAAGGAGCUUGAUGCCAACAAAGUUCCGCACCGGGAAUCCCGAACGCGUAUGCGAUGUCUGCAAUGUAAGGCUCGAGUCGGUCCAACCAUAUUUGAUGGAUCAAGUUAGCCAUGCUGCCCAGUUGCCAACCCAUGACUUGACAGAUCUCAGCACAUUGAGAUCAUGGGUUAAUUUCCCCUGGGGGCAGUCGAUGGAGUAUGAAAUUUAUAAAGCAGCAAACACUAUUAAGGGCUACAAUAAGGUGGGUCGCCUAAAAGCCGAGAAGUCCAUACCAGACAGAAUCUUACGUCAAGCAAAAGGCCUAGCAAUAAUCACAGUUGUAAAAGUGGGAGUGAUGGUUACCUACAAUAUUGGAACAGGCCUGGUAAUUUCUCGAAGACAAGACGGUUCAUGGUCGCCACCAUCAGCCAUAUCUUCGUUUGGCAUGGGAUGGGGAGCUCAGGCAGGAGGUGAAUUGACGGACUUCAUAAUUGUGCUGAGAACGAGGGAAGCUGUGAAGACAUUUUGUGGGAACGCUCAUCUUUCGUUUGGCGCUGGUGUGAGUGCAGCAGCUGGAGCAUUUGGCCGAGUUGUCGAAGCUGAUCUAAGAGCUGGAGAUGGUGGUUAUGCUGCUUGUUAUACCUACAGCUGUAGUAAAGGAGCCUUCGUGGGCUGCUCGCUUGAAAGCAGCAUGGUUACCACACGGACGAAAGAGAACGCCAGGUUCUACGGGAGCCAAUCUUUAUCAACAUCAGACAUACUGCUCGGCCCUCUGCCCAGACCACCUGCUGCCGCCAUUCUCUAUCGCACGCUGGACGAUCUGUAUCAGAAGCUCACCGACUAAUAGCAGCCCGAAUGAGCGAAAAUGAAGAACUCAACAGAGGAAUAAUAGCCCAGUUCCUGCAAAAUGUUCUAAUUGCAUCUCUUUCUUCCCCCCCAGAUGAUCAUAUCAUUUGAUUGUAAAGCGGUCCUUUUUUUUCCCUAUUUUCCCACCACCAUUCUUAAAUGCUCCAGGAUGCAUGAAAGUGAUCCGGCAGUACUGGAAAACAGAAUCAAAUAUGUACAGUACAGAUUUAUGUAUAGAAAGGAUAUUAUCAUUCGUGGGAAUCUUCUCGUUCUUCAUUGAUGGCUUAGGAGCUAGUAGUAUAUCAAUGGCGGAUUCAAAUCAUUAACAAUCCCGGGCAGCUAAAAAAAAGGGAAGGGAAC